AGACAGAUAGAGCGGAAGAGAGAGAGACAGAGGUGUCUCUGUACAGAAACACUUUGGAACAGAAAUAGUUAAAGUUUCUAUUGGCCAUAGAGUUCGGAACCCGAACAACCAAAAGCCAAAGAAGUCUCAACCGACGGUUCCCUCCCUCUCUUUCUCUCCUUCACUCCCUCCCACACCGCUAAAACCCUUUUUCUCUCUUUUUUCAUCUCUCUUCCGCUCUCUUGUUUCUGUUCGUUUCCCAUUAUUUUCUCGUUGUCUGGAUUGGUUUUCGUUUUUUUUUUCUUUGCUUUUAUAACUGGUCCGGCCAUGUCGUCGUCCGGUGUAGUCCUGAGCAACUCAUGCAACGGUAGCCCACGACCCGCCGGCGGGGGUCCCACCACGACAAGGAGACGCGUGGCCGACCUCAUGAUUGACGCGGAGAGAUCCUCCAACUCCUCCGACUUGUUUGACCACGAAGGCGGUGAUGGCGACGACUCCAUCGGUGGGACACAUUUUCAGAACCUCCAUCACCACCAAUAUUACUUCCACCACCCCGUUAUAAGGUAUCUGCUGCUCCGCUCUCGGGCAUUCUUCUGCGUGCCCGACGCGUGGCUGCUUAAGAUUGAGAACGGGUUCAUUUGGACGGCGGUGAUGGCGCAGUCGUUGAGAUCGGGGAGGAACAUUGGCCGUAAGAUAUUCGGGUUUCUGAUGCUUUUGGCGGUCAUAUCGGUGUUCUUGAAGGUCUCGUUUACGAGUGGUAACGUUGAGGUGAGCGAGAAGAAGAUAGACAACGGGCUUUUGAUCAUACAGACUUUCAAAGAUGAUCGGGCAAUGGCUCAGCGCGCUGUCACCGAGACCCACACCGCCAUGCCCAAGCGGGUUCUCGAGAGGUUGUCUACUCCGGAAAUAUGGAUGAAGCCAAAUAGUGACAAUUUUUAUCAAUGCAUUGUUCGACCCCGGAACCGAAUCAGAGUGGGUACCGCAACAAAUGGCUAUCUUCUUGUUCACGCCAAUGGUGGAUUGAAUCAAAUGAGAACUGGAAUAUGUGAUAUGGUUGCUGUUGCUAAGAUAAUGAAUGCCACUCUGGUUCUUCCUUCGCUUGAUCACGAGUCAUUUUGGACAGAUCCAAGUGAUUUUAAAGAUAUCUUUGACUGGAGGCACUUCAUAGAAGUUCUAAAAGAUGAUAUAGAAAUAGUCGAGUACUUGCCAUCCAAGUAUGCAGCAGUCAAGCCCCUACCCAAGGCCCCCGUUUCCUGGUCUAAGGCUAGUUACUACAGGAGCGAGAUGCUUCCAUUGUUAAAAAAGCAUAAGGUGAUAAAGUUCACCCACACUGAUUCUCGACUGGUCAAUAAUGCCCUUGCUUCCUCCAUCCAGAAGCUCAGGUGCCGUGCCAAUUAUGAGGCUCUUCGAUACACAACAGAGAUUGAAGAUCUUGGGAAGAUUUUGGUUGAUAGAUUAAGGAACAAUAGCGAGCCAUAUAUUGCCUUGCAUCUAAGAUAUGAGAAAGACAUGCUUGCUUUCACUGGCUGCAGCCACAACCUUACCACAGAAGAGGCAGAGGAACUUAGGGCUAUGAGGUACAAUGUUAAGCAUUGGAAGGAGAAAGACAUAGAUAGCAACGAGCGGCGACUCCAAGGGGGAUGCCCAAUGUCCCCUAGAGAAGCAGCUCUUUUCCUUAAGGCCAUGGGUUACCCUUCCACUACAACUAUUUACAUAGUUGCAGGAGAGAUAUAUGGCACCAAUAGCAUGGCUGCAUUUCGCUCCGAGUAUCCUAAUGUAUUCUCUCAUUCAACUCUUGCAACAGAAGCAGAGUUAGAGCCCUUCAAUGCAUACCAAAAUCGCCUGGCCGCCUUGGAUUAUAUUGUGGCCCUUGAAAGUGAUGUCUUUGUUUAUACGUAUGAUGGAAAUAUGGCCAAGGCAGUGCAGGGACAUAGGAGGUUUGAAGGAUUUCGAAAGACUAUCAACCCUGACAGAUUAAAGUUCGUUAGACUGGUCGAUCAGCUCGAUGAGGGAGCAAUAUCUUGGGAAGAAUUUUCUUCUGAAGUUAAGAAGAUGCAUUCUGAUAGGCUCGGAGCACCAUAUGUUAGACAGCCAGGAGAGUCACCAAGGCUGGAGGAGAAUUUUUAUGCAAAUCCUUUUCCUGGUUGUGUCUGUAAUCAGUCUGAGGAGCAACUUACUAGACUGAAACUUGACCAGCGACGUCUUAAGGCUGCAGCACAAAGAUAGGGUUUCAGUUCGUUAAGAUUAUGUGGCUCAUAGAUUAAGACUGUUUGAUAACCAUUGCUCAAAGGCGGCUGAUGAGGGUUUUUUUGAAAUGAACUGAUUCUUCACCCUGUAUGGAAAACCAUAGCUGCCAACAGGGUCUUCAGUUUUGCAUCUCAUGAGAUUUGAAGAGACUCUAAGUUUUGGAUACCAGCUGAGGAGAACUUGCCAAAAGUUCAGGGAAGUGAGGCAACCAGAUUAGCUAAACUGGCACAGAGACAUCAUCUCUGUCAUACUUCAGAGUUAUAUAGUAUUGCAUUGAUUCGUUAUUUUUUUCUUGAUUCGGUUGUCAAUCUGUAGCCAAAUUGGGCACCAAAACGAACUUGAUAUGUAAUAUUUUUUGUUUAUAUAGUUCAACACAUACGUUGAUUUCCGCAUGUU
Molecule: messenger RNA, 2622 nt
Organism: Juglans regia (Persian walnut)
Lineage: Eukaryota; Viridiplantae; Streptophyta; Magnoliopsida; Fagales; Juglandaceae
Product: O-fucosyltransferase 28
Exons: 8
Coding region: 307-2205 (632 amino acids)
Cellular component (GO): cytoplasm
Source: RefSeq, a predicted model, not a curated record